GUAGGUACAACUAUUCACACAAUAUAACUGUUGUGUUCGACGAGAAACAAAAAUAUAUAUGUUACAUGAAAGGAAAGAACAUGUGAAGGUAUUUAUUUAAAGAACAAAAUAAAUAUGAAUAUAAUUUAUUUUUAGUUUCUUUUUUAUUAUUAACAACACUCAGUGAGUUAAUUUUUCUUUUUCUAUGUCCAGCACAGUAGAGCAAAAUCUUGAAGAUUUAACUAUCGUAUGGCUUGAUCAUAAUAUAGACCAUUUUUCCGAUAGAAAAGUUCGAUUAUGUCGUAUUAUAAAUUAUUUAAAAAUAUUUGACAAUAUUGAACAAUGUAUAAAAUAUAUCAAAUCUAUUCAAAUAGAAAAAAUAUUUUUUAUUGUAUCCGGUACAUUAGGAAAAGAUAUUAUUCCUAUCGUUGUUGAUGAAUCACAAAUCGUGUUUAUUUACAUAUUUUCUUUCAAAAAAGAUGAACAUGAGCUAUGGUCUAAUAAAUAUAAAAAGAUUCGCGGUGUAUUUGUUGAUAAUCACUCAUUAUUUGAUCAAUUAACUGAUGAUGCACGAUUAUUUGCACAUCAGUUAGGAGCAAUAAAUAUCUUUAAUGAACAAAAUGUUAAAGAAACUUCCAUUCAAUGUUUAACGAAUGAACAAGGAAAAUUUAUAUGGUUUCAAUUAAUUAUUGAAGUAUUAUUUAGAAUGCCGCAGAAUAUCAAAGCUAAAUCAGAACUGAUAAGUGAAUGUCAGUUACAAUAUGAAAAUAAUUCUUUUGAACAAAAAAAGAUUGAUGAAUUUAAUAAAAGUUAUUGCUCACAUGAUGCUAUUCGUUGGUAUACAAGAGAUUGUUUUCUCUAUCGUUUAUUAAAUAAAGCAUUUCGAACAGAAAAUAUUGAUACCAUAUUUAAAUAUAGAUUUUUCAUUAGUGAUAUUUAUAAUCAAUUAAAAAUACUACAUUCACAAUAUUUACAGACAUUAUCAUCUCGUGAAUCAAUUUUAACGGUUUAUCGCGGUCAAAUGAUGUCAAAUGAAGAAUUACAAAAAUUAAUUAAUAAUGUUGGUGCUCUCAUUUCAAUAAGUACAUUUUUUUCUACAACUCGAUCCUCAGAAGUGGUAAGUACCUUUGCCGGUGAUCAAUUACAAAUUUCCGGUUAUAAAUCUGUUGUUAUUGAAAUUGAUCUCGAUCAAAAUAUUGAUACAAAGCCGUUUGCUGAUAUUUCAAAUGAAAGUUAUAGCAAAAAUGAAAACGAAGUUUUAAUAGCUAUAGGAACUGUCUUUCGUUUGGAAUUUGUUGAAAAUCUUUGCGACACAUUAUGGUAUGUCAAACUGACAUUGACUAAUGAUCUUGAUCGACAUGUAAAAGAGAUAAUCAAGCACUAUAAGCUUGAAAUAGGUCAUACAUCUGAUAUAGGCACGUUAGGUAGAUUUCUGGCUCAUAUGGGAGAGUAUGAGAGAGCCGAUCGAUAUUAUAAUUUAGCAUUAAACGAGUUAUUAGAUGUUGAUAAUAAUUGUUAUAAUCCAAACGAUCUUGAAAGGAUGUUAGUCAGCUGUAAACAAGCUCUUGACAUUGAACAAAAUGCUGUAUCAUCAAACAAUUUUAUAGAAAUUUGUGUUAUAUAUGCAAAUAUAGCAACCAUUUAUCAUUUCACAGAAAAUUACUUACUUGCUUUGGAAAACUACGAAAAACUUUGUGAACUUUUUGAACGUUAUCAAUCAAAUCAACAUUUGUUGCUUGCUACUCUUUUAAAUAAUGUUGGACAAAUUCAUCGAUCCUUAACUGAUAAUAAAAAGGCAUUGAUAUAUCAUGGAAAAGCACUUGAACUUCAAGCAGCUUAUUUUCCGCAAUGUAGACGUUGUGAUCUUGGAUUAACUUAUUUAUUUUUAGGACGAGUUUAUCACGACAUGGGUGAUCGUAAAGUUGCUAAGCGAUUUCUUGAUAGUUCAUUAAAAUAUUGUUUAAUGGAUUUACCUGAAAAUCAUCCAAAUAUUUCUACAAUAUACGGCGCUCUAGCCGAACUUCAAGGUGAUAUGGGAGAAUAUUCAGCAUCAUUACAGUAUUAUGAAAAAUCUCUUACGAUGAUCAUUGAUUUUUUACCUCCCGAUCAUCCUCGGUUAGGUGCUUUAUAUACGAAUAUAGGAAAGCUGCGACAAGAACAAGGUGAUUACACAGUGGCACUUCUAAAUUAUGAGAAAGCGCUCACUAUACUCCUGAAACAUUUGCCCGAAAAUCAUCAGAAUAUUGCUGCAAUUUAUAUAAAUAUGGGAGUUGCGUAUGAUAGAAAAAAAGAUUUUUCAGAAGCGUUGAUAAACUAUAAAAAAGCUCUUGAUAUAAAAUUAUGUUUUUUACCAUCAGCAGAGCAUCCUGAUUUAGUGUCACUUUAUACAAACAUAGGUGUUGUUUAUAAUAGUAUGCAUGAUUAUGCAAUGGCAUUAAAAUACCACAGAAAAGCACAUGAAAUUGAACUAAUACAACCGUUACAAAAUAAAAAUUUACUUUCAAAAAUUCACAAUAAUAUAGGAAUGGUAUAUAGAAAUAUGAAGGAUUAUGAAACAGCAUUAAAAAAUUGUAUUCAAGCGCUUGAAAUUGAAAUGAAAUUAAACCCGUAUAAUCCAUUAGCUUGUGCCAAAAGUAAUAACAAUAUUUCGGCAACUUACUGUGAGAGUGGCAACUAUUCAUUGUCAUUCUUACAUUGCGAAAAAGCGCUUGAUUUAGCACAUAAAUCAUUACCACCAAAUGAUCCUUUAAUCGCAAUAUAUGAAAAUAAUAUUACAUUUGUAAAAGGAUAUUUGUCAGAGUCACUUGGAAACUCCAGAGCGAAUGAAGAUGGAAUCGAAAGUCAAACACAUAUACAGAAUGACUAA
Molecule: messenger RNA, 2845 nt
Organism: Didymodactylos carnosus
Lineage: Eukaryota; Metazoa; Rotifera; Eurotatoria; Philodinida; Philodinidae
Source: the annotation of a GenBank genome assembly